AUGUCGCAGACCGCACUUAUCACAGGCGCCAACUCCGGAAUCGGUAAGUCCAACCUACAACAAGGUCAAUCUCUUCAGGAUUACACACUCUGAAGAGGCUUUAUGCGACUGGUCACUACUCCAAGAUCAUUGGAAUUGCGAGAGAUGCUCAAAAGUGUAACAAUGCUCUCGAAGCCUUGUCCAGCAUCACAGCGCCCGCAGGAGAAACCACAGUGGAAUUCUACACAGUAAGUACUAUCAUAUGAUAUUAAAUUGAGAAAAUUGACAACCUCUUCACACCUUUAGUAUAUAUUUACCUAGCAAAUGCCUUUUUAUUACUUCUACACUGAUGUAUAUGAAUUUAUGCGCUACUAUAACAUUACUUUUGGGCAAAUAUUUAAGAAGCAACAAAAAUUUCUCUUUUUUUGCAAUAUUGCUGAAAAUGAAUAUAAAUGAAACUGCCUUAUUUAAAAUCCUUUAAAAAUCGUUAUUUCAGUGCGAUUUAACUUCUCCUAGCCAAGUGCAGAAGCUAUACGAUGAGGAUCUGAAGGGAAUCGACAAACUGGACCUGAUCGUGAACAAUGCUGGUGUUAUGGAUCACCCAUUGACGGUGGGUUUUGUUUAUGUUUGCUCAUAACUGUUUAUUGUUUAGUUCACCGACCAUGGUAUCGAAUAUCAUUUCGCUGCAAAUUAUCUGGGACACUUCCAAUUGACAAAGCUUUUACUCAACAAGUUAUCACACGAUGCUCGCAUUAUCAACGUUACCUCAGGACACUACAAAAAGGUAACUAUGGACAGCGAGUCGUAAAUUUUAGAAACGCGAAGUUGUUUAUCAACAAAGUUUAAAGAAACGGGGAACACAUCAUUCCGAAAAAAUUUGAUUGAAAAUGGGCGAUUUUUUUAUAAAUUGUCGAACAUUGGUAUAAAAUAUUAUAAAAUAUAUUUUAAUAAAUGACUAAUUUAAAGAUUAUUUUUAUUGUAUUUAGAAAACCACAAACUUUCUAAUCACCUAGCUCAACUUAUCAUCCCGAAAAACUCAAUUUUAGACAAACAAGGUGCCAGUGUUGGAGACCAUCAAGAUUGUUGAUGGAAAGAAACCUCGCGGCUCGCCCAAGUUCUUCUACGCCCAAAGCAAACUUUCUCAAUGUUUGUAUACCCUUGCCCUCAAAGAUUACCUCGAAUCGAAUGGUCGCGGAUCCGUGAAAGUGCUUUCGGUCAGGCCCGGCUUCAUUCGCGGCACCGAACUCGGCAGAUAUCACAGUAAAUUCAUCAGGACUCUGGCCAUUCCAUUGGUGUUGUUGUUUUCGAAAAACUUGGAGAAGGUAAGCGAAAUUAAAUUACAAUUAGGUCUGACUCAUAACAGCUUUAGUUUUGCAGACUAGACAUUUCAAGACUUACUAUACUUUAUUUGAGUUUUUCGAAAUUUUGCUAUUUAUAAAAGCUAUGUUUGAUAAGCUUUAUCAAUCGCUUUGAAUAAGAUACUGCAGAAGGUUGACCGAGUUUAUAUAUGACAUACUUUCAACUUUUAAUGCAAAUGCAGUCUUAGAAUCAUUAAAACUUUAUUUAUAAACUAAUUGGUCUAUGCAAGAUGUAGAACGACUCCAGAAGCUGCAUUACAAGUAGCUAGUAAUUAAUUUGUCGUACUUUUACGACGUAAUUGUUUCUGGAAGAGGCUCUAAAUAUACUUUUUUAAAUGUUUCUGAACGCUCGGUAAAGGCGAAUGAACUCUGAGUUCUCUUGCCGAUAAUUACUGUUUGAUAAGGAAACAGUGGAUCAAAGUUUGGACGUGAACGUCAUCCGCGGGAUUAUCGGUGUUCUUUUUUGGGAUCUCUGCAAACCUUUUCUCAUUUUAUGUGAGAAUUGUUAAGACCAUCUUGACUUCAUUUAAUCCAUUUACUUUCAGGGCACGGACGGAAUUGUUUUUUGUGCGACCGCACCCUCGGGCGAUGUUCAGUCUGGCAAGCUGUAUUGUAACAAGAACGUUGAGGAAUACAACCGCUUGGUGACCGAGGAGAAUGCCAAGAACUUGUGGCAACUCAGCGAGAAGUUGCUGGCUGUUUAA
Molecule: messenger RNA, 2041 nt
Organism: Bursaphelenchus okinawaensis
Lineage: Eukaryota; Metazoa; Nematoda; Chromadorea; Rhabditida; Aphelenchoididae
Source: the annotation of a GenBank genome assembly